AUGGAAAAAUUUGAGUUGGUUUCGGGCUAUACGCCGCAAGGAGAUCAGCCGCAAGCAAUCCAGAUGCUUACGGAAGAUUUUCUGCGGAAGGGAAACGACCUUCAAACGUUGUUGGGCGUUACAGGUUCGGGAAAAACCUUCACGAUGGCGCACGUCAUCGCAAAUUUGCAACGUCCUACGUUAGUUAUCUCGCACAACAAAACCCUUGCCGCACAGUUAUAUAGCGAGUUCCGAGAAUUCUUCCCAAACAACGCUGUCCACUACUUUGUCAGCUACUACGAUUACUAUCAGCCUGAAGCAUAUCUGCCGACUACAGAUACCUACAUUGAAAAAGACAUACAGAUUAACGAGGAGAUCGAUCGGCUGCGUCUCGCCUCAACUGCCUCGCUGCUCACCCGCCGUGACGUUAUCAUCGUUGCGAGUGUUUCCUGCAUCUACGGCAUUGGAUCCCCCAAGGAGUACGAUGGCCAACGAGUUGAGGUGAACCGUGGGGACAUCAUCAAAAGGAAUAAACUCCUACGUGCGUUUGUGGAUAUUCGAUAUGAGCGAAAUGACAUCGAUUUUUCGCGUGGGAGUUUUCGUGCACGCGGCGAUGUGAUCGAGGUUUUUCCUGCGUAUGCGAAUACCGCCUACCGAGUAGAACUUUUCGGCGACGAAGUCGAGCGGAUCACCGAGAUUGAUACACUAACGGGCGAGAUUUUGACGGAACAUGAGGCAAUCACACUCUUCCCUGCUAGGCACUUCAUGACAGACGCUGAGCGAUUUGAACAGGCAUUGCUGGACAUCGAAACCGAGCUGCAAGAUCAGAUCGAUUACUUCGUUGCCAACAAUAAAUUGUUGGAAGCCCAGCGGAUUGAACAGCGAACCCGGUUUGAUCUUGAAAUGAUGCGGGAAGUUGGCUACUGUCAGGGCAUUGAGAACUAUUCGCGCCAUUUCUCAGGGCUAGCCCCCGGCGAACCGCCCUACUGUUUACUCAACUACUUUUCUGAUGACUAUUUCAUGAUCAUUGACGAAUCUCAUGUAACCUUGCCCCAAAUUCGUGGGAUGUAUCGAGGAGACCGCGCCCGCAAGUUGACAUUGGUGGACUACGGCUUCCGCCUGCCAUCCGCUUUGGACAACCGUCCGCUCCAGUUUGAGGAGUUUGAAUCGUAUCUCCAUCGAGCGGUGUUUGUUUCCGCGACGCCGGGACCUUAUGAACUUGAGCAAAGUACGCAAGUGGUCGAACAGAUUAUUCGUCCCACAGGCUUAAUUGAUCCAAAGAUUUCCGUCUGCCCGGUCGAAGGGCAAAUCGAUCAUCUCAUUGGGGUUAUCAAUGGACGGGUUGCUCAAAGGCAGCGUGUCCUUGUUACAACCCUCACCAAGCGCAUGGCUGAAGAUUUGACCGAUUAUCUCACCGAAGCUGGUAUCAAAGCCGAAUAUCUCCAUUCAGACGUUGAUACCUUAGAUCGGACACGAAUCUUAAAAGAACUCCGGCAGGGGAACUUUGAUGUUCUUGUCGGGAUUAACCUCCUCCGCGAGGGGUUAGAUCUGCCAGAGGUGUCGUUGGUCGCUAUUCUUGAUGCGGACCGGGCGGGCUUUCUCCGAUCUGAAACGUCGUUAAUCCAGACCGCGGGUCGUGCUGCUCGAAAUCUUGACGGCGAGGUAAUCUUGUAUGCCGAUGAAAUGACCGAUGCCAUCCGCAGUGCUAUCAGCGAAACGGAACGACGCCGCGAAAUUCAGAUGGCUUAUAACGAAACGCACGGCAUCACGCCAGCGACAAUCGACAAGGAAAUUCGUGAUCUCAUCGGUGAACUUGCUGCGGAUGAUGAGGGACCCGCGGAUUCUCUGGGAGUCGAAACUUCGGAGGCAACAUCUGAGGACGAGAUCCACGCCUUGAUUACCGAUCUCACGAAGCAGAUGCAGGAGGCAGCGGCGAAUCUAGAGUUUGAAAAAGCGGCGACUUUGCGGGAUGGGAUUGAGGAGCUGAAGCGGGAACUUUGA
Molecule: messenger RNA, 1980 nt
Organism: Geodia barretti
Lineage: Eukaryota; Metazoa; Porifera; Demospongiae; Tetractinellida; Geodiidae
Source: the annotation of a GenBank genome assembly